GGAAGUAAACAGACCGCUUCAUAUGUAAACACGUUUAUGAAAUGUUUACGAUCAUCUGACCAUGUAUUAAAUAAUAUAUGGUUAUCAUUCAUAAAGGCAGCAGCCCGCGGUUGAAUGACUGUGAUUGGGGCAGAAGGACAGCGGUUAUGCUGUAAAUGUAAUUGAUUAUUGAUUGAUUGAGUUCAGGAUGGCUGCGGGUUUCGCUCCUCCGAAGCUCAAAGACUUUAUUCUGACAGAGAAACUGGGAAGCGGCACAUAUGCGACCGUUUAUAAAGCUUUCAGAAAGACUGACAGCAGGGAGGCGGUGGCUGUGAAGGUGGUCAGUAAGAAAAGUCUGAAUAAAAGCUCAAUGGAGAACCUGCUGACAGAGAUUGAGAUCCUCAAAACAGUCCGGCAUCCUCACAUAGUGCAGCUCAAAGACUUCCAGCUAAAUAAUUGAAUAACCAAUGACGGACAAAGCAGAAAACAC
This is a messenger RNA of Sinocyclocheilus rhinocerous, 469 nucleotides long. Its product is annotated as serine/threonine-protein kinase ULK3-like. Gene Ontology annotation, molecular function: ATP binding; protein serine/threonine kinase activity. NCBI's taxonomy places the organism in Eukaryota, Metazoa, Chordata, Actinopteri, Cypriniformes, Cyprinidae. The transcript is spliced from 4 exons. Gene Ontology annotation, biological process: reticulophagy; response to starvation; autophagy of mitochondrion. The record is from RefSeq and is a predicted model, not a curated record. The coding region runs from base 188 to 439 and encodes 83 amino acids. Gene Ontology annotation, cellular component: phagophore assembly site; cytosol; phagophore assembly site membrane.